Molecule: messenger RNA, 1378 nt
Organism: Vollenhovia emeryi
Lineage: Eukaryota; Metazoa; Arthropoda; Insecta; Hymenoptera; Formicidae
Exons: 10
Coding region: 166-1341 (391 amino acids)
Biological process (GO): sensory perception of smell; detection of chemical stimulus involved in sensory perception of smell
Cellular component (GO): plasma membrane
Molecular function (GO): odorant binding; olfactory receptor activity
Source: RefSeq, a predicted model, not a curated record
AGCAAUUUUUUAGACAUAAUACCAAUAAGUCACUGGAAUAAAUUCUUGAACUGAUAAGUGAAAAAUUUUAUCAGGUUUUAUCAGCAAUUUUAUCAGCAAUUUUAGCAGAUGUACAAUGAUGUAAAGGAUUAAAAUGCAAGAGUAAUAAUAAAAUAUCUCGAAGAAAUGAUCUGUGUCGAGGAACAAUAUUUUAACCUUAAUAAAAUUCUCUUACUCGCUGUGGGUUUAUGGCCUUAUCAGCGAACAAACUUCGUCCGAUUUCAAUUAAUUUUCUUCCUGGGUAUUCUCAUAACUGCUGUUUUAUUUCAAUUGAGUGUGUUUUUAACUUCAAACCAAUCUUCGUAUCUCAUUAUCAGAAUUCUCUCUAUGGCAUCUUUCUUUUCUACAUUUGUAGUAAAAUACGUCUCCUUUAUUUUUAAUAUGGAAGCUAUGAAGAAUUUAUUGGCCCAACUUCAACAUAUAUACAACAAUCUAAAAGAUGAAUAUGAAAACUUUAUUAUAGAAAAGUACAGUUACACUGCUAAAUGGUAUACGGUUAUACUUACAACAAUUGGCAUUUGUAGUGUAUUUACUCUUAUCGUCGUCCAAUUUUGGUCCAAUAUCUACGACGUCGUGUUAUUGAAAAAUGUAUCUCAGUCUCGUCAUUUGCUUAUUACAACAGAAUAUUUUAUCGAUCGAGAAGAACAUUUUUAUUUUAUUGCAUUGCAUAUAUAUGCAGCCGUUUGCAUAGGAAGUACAACGGUACUAGCGGUAGGAACAAUACUUAUAGCAUAUCUUCAACACACCUGCGGAAUGUUUAGGAUCUCAAGUUACCGUAUUAAACGCGUAAUGAAGAUUAAUAUGCUACAAAAUAAUACUUUAGAGAACAAGAAUUUGAUAUUUCAAGGAAUAAUAUGUGCCAUCGAUAUUCAUCGGCAAGCAAUGAAAUUGUCUGAAUUGUUGGUAUACAAAUUUGAGACAAUGCUGUUCUGCUUAAUAGCAAUUGGUGUAAUGUCUUUAAGCCUUAACCUCUUCCAAAUUAGUACAUCUGAAAAUAACAAUAUCAACGAUUAUUUUUUCCCCAUUCUAUUCGUAAUGGUCAGUAUUUUAUAUAUGUUUGUUGCCAACUAUGUUGGGCAAGAUGUUAUGGAUCACACUAAAUACCUAUUCGUUACUGCGUACAGCGUUCCAUGGUAUCGAGCUCCCUUAUAUAUACAAAGAAUUAUGCUUUUUGUGUUGCAAAGAGGCACAAAAAAUUUUACUUUAACAGUUGGUGGAUUAUUUAUUGGAUCGUUAGAGUGUUUUGCGACGCUAGUGAAGGCUUCGGUAUCUUACUUUACUGUUAUGCAUUCUAUACAGUAACAAACCAAAAAUUAAAUCAGAUUAAAUAAGAAUAUAA